AAACAAAAAAAACAAAAAAAUUAAAUAUAAAAAAUGUUCACAACUAAAUUCUUAGCUAAAGCCUCAUAUCUAAUUAGGAAUUCUUAUUCUUUAUUCGCAUUAUAAAACAGCAAUUAAAUGUUGUUUAAAUAUUCUACACGAAAUAAUAUUAUUUUUAAAUCAUUAAACAAAAAGCUUGUUUAUAAAUUUACAGCGUAUCCAAAGCACACUAUUAUUAGAUUACCUGCUCUUUCUCCUACCAUGACUGAAGGAAGAAUAGCUGCUUGGCACAUAAAAAUAGGUGAUAAAAUAACCGAAGGAGAUAAUAUAUUUGAUGUGUAAACUGAUAAAGAUUCAGUUCCUAAUGUUUAUAACGAUGAUAAUGGAUUUAUUGCAAAAAUAUUAGUUAAGGAAGGUGAUGUCAUACCUACUAAUACACCUGUUGUACUUGUUGUUAAAAAACAAUCAGAUAUCCCAGCUUUUGAAAACUAUUCACCUGAAUAAGCUUAAGAAAAACCAGCUGAAGCUGCAAAAAAAGCUCCUCCUUAAUAAUAAUAAUAACCACCUUAAUAAUAAUAAAAUCAAUCAUCCGGAAAAUCUUAUCCUAAAUAUAAUGUUGUUCUUUUACCUGCACUCUCUCCUACAAUGACCGAAGGAAGAAUCGCCUCAUUCAAAGUAAAAGAAGGAGAUAAAAUUAGUGAAGGAGAUAACAUUUUUGAUGUAUAAACAGACAAAGAUUCAGUACCUAACAUGUAUUAAGACAGUACUGGUUAUGUAGCUAAGAUUUUAGUUAAAGAAGGCGAUAUGAUUCCUACAAAUCACCCUGUUCUCAUAAUAAUAAAAAAAAAAGAAGAUGUUGCCAAUUUUAAAGACUUUUUAAUUUCAGACAUUAAAUCUUCCCAAGAUGCUCCUGCUGCUCCCUAAAGUUAAGAAUCUGCUCCUUAAUAAUAAGUAUAAUAAUAACCAUAAUAAUAAUCACAAUAAAAAUAAUAAUAACCAUCCACAGCAGGAGGACGUGUGAUUGCCAGUCCUUAUGCUAAAUUUUUAGCUUCUGAGAAAGGUAUAGACCUCUCUAGUGUACCCGGUAGUGGUCCAAACGGCAGAGUAAUUGCCAAAGACGUAACUUUAGCUUCCGAAAAAUCCCAAUAACAACAACAAUAACCUGCCAAAGCCGAAUAAGUAGAGCAAAAAGUAGAACAGAAAGUAGAACAGAAAAUAGAAUAAAAAAAGCCCUAAGCAGUCAAAGAACCCUAAAUGGAAUAAACCCCUGGUGGAAAUAUAUUCGAAAGACUCCCUAUUACUCCUAUGAGAAGAGUAAUUGCUGAACGUCUAGUCUAAUCAAAAAAUACAGUUCCUCAUUUCUAUUUAACAUUAGAAGUAUAAAUGGAUGAUAUACUUUAAAUUAGAAAAUAACUAAACCUACAACCCGAAACCAAAAUAUCUGUAAAUGAUAUAGUUGUAAAAGCCUGUGCAUUAGCCCUAAGAGAUAUGCCUAGUGUAAAUUCUUCAUGGUAAGGAGAUCAUAUUAGAUAAUACAAAAAUGCUGACAUAGCAGUUGCUGUUUCAACAGAUACUGGAUUAAUUACUCCUAUUGUUUUUAAUGCCGCAGCUUUAGGUUUGAAAGAAAUUUCAGCAAAAACUAAAGAAUUAGCUAAAAAAGCUAGAUCUGGUAAACUUACACCUAAUGAAUAUUAAGGAGGAACAUUCACUAUUUCUAAUUUAGGAAUGUUUGGUAUUUAAACAUUCUAAGCUAUUGUAAAUCCACCACAUGGUACUAUUUUAGCUGUAGGAGCUUCUUUUGAAAAAGUUAUUCCUGAUAAAGAUCCUACUGCUAAAUACCCAUUUAAAACUAUCUAAUCAAUGAGUUUAACUUUAAGUUGUGAUCAUAGAGUUGUUGAUGGUGCUUUAGGAGCAUAAUGGUUAUAAAAAUUAAAAGGAUAUUUAGAAAAUCCAUUAACUAUGCUUCUUUGAUUAUAAAGAUGAUAAAUACUAAAUUUAUUA
Messenger RNA from Ichthyophthirius multifiliis, 1980 nucleotides. RefSeq lists its product as hypothetical. The record is from RefSeq and is a predicted model, not a curated record. Lineage: Eukaryota; Ciliophora; Oligohymenophorea; Hymenostomatida. Gene Ontology annotation, molecular function: dihydrolipoyllysine-residue acetyltransferase activity. The transcript has 11 exons. Gene Ontology annotation, biological process: pyruvate decarboxylation to acetyl-CoA. Gene Ontology annotation, cellular component: pyruvate dehydrogenase complex.